CCGCGUCUUGUCAGCACGGUCUAAUUUCGUCGUUGAGCAAUCGAGGCGGGGUGACCCCAUCGAGACUUCCGAACCGCGUCGGUCAGGGAAUUAUCGCAAAAGGGCGCGAGUGCGUCUCGAUAGUUGGAAGUUCGAUCGCAGGAACGCAGUGGAGCCUGGUUGGGGAUUUAGCAUCGCAUUACUACCCACCCUGCUGCGAAGUAUUCUCCGUCCUAGACACCAGUCAGCAUUUAAAGCUCCCGCCGUCCAGUAGGGGAGGCAGAAUGGCUCUCGGCAGUAGAGACAAUGCAGGCGAUGCAUCUCCCUCGGAAACAUCGCCGCUACUCGCCAACGCCUAUGGGAAGACGAGAGAUGGAAAGUUGACGAUAGUUCCCAAUGAGCCCAUUGAGGAACCCGUCGGCGACGAUGGAAGGAUCGAAGAUGAGGAGGCCCCUGAGAUGGGGCAGGCGCCGAAUCCGUUGAUGGAGGGCUUGCCGGAGGUUGCUGCGAAAAUGUAUAUCCUGCUUCCCGCUGUUGGGAUCGGAGUUUUCCUCGCUGCGCUGGACCAGACCAUCAUCGUCUCUACGUACGCCAAAAUUGGCAGCGAGAUGAAUGCCCUUAAUAGCACUAGCUGGAUAGCCACAGCAUACUUCCUCACUCUCACCACCUUCCAGCCUCUGUAUGGCAAGCUCAGUGACAUCUUUAGCCGCAAGAUGGCUCUCCUGAGCGCAUACACCAUUUUCGGCAUCGGGUGCCUCUUCUGCGGUCUAGCGCGGAACAUGGGAGAGCUGAUUGCUGCGCGGGCUUUUGCUGGUAUUGGUGGAGGUGGCAUGUCGACGGUGGUGAGCGUUCUGCUGAGCGACAUCAUCCCCCUGAGGGAAAGGGGGAAGUGGCAGGGGUAUCUCAAUAUUAUCUACGCACUUGGUGCAUCUAGUGGUGCGCCACUGGGUGGUUUGCUGGCAGAUUCGGUAGGAUGGCGAUGGGCCUUCCUUCUUCAAGUUCCAAUGUGUGCCCUGGCCUUCACCGCAGUUUCCUUGAGGCUCGACCUCCCCGCUGCACCCCGUGCACACUGGGUCACUCGUCUCGGCCACAUCGACUUCCUAGGCGCAUCGCUUCUCAUCCUCGCAACAUGCUCGCUCCUAGUUGGUCUCGACCUUGGCUCAAAUACUUCCUGGACCAGCACCUUGACAAUCUCUCUCCUCGCUGCCUCUAUACCUAUCUACAUCCUAUUCAUGGUGGUCGAGCACUACGUCUCGCACCCCUUUGCCCCAAGUGGCAUUAUCUUCAACAGGCUGCUUUCGCCACCACUCAUAUGCAACUUCUUCGCCUUUGCAGGCUACAUGGCAAUUAUCUUCUACGUCCCCCUAUUCUUCCAGGCCGUCUCUGGCUACACCUCUACGGAAGCAGGUCUCCUCUUGAUUCCGGGCAUCGUCGGCUCCGUAACCGGCUCCGUUGGCAGCGGCAUCAUCAUGCAGAAGACGGGCAAGUACUAUUGGCUCACGAUUUCAGGGUACACUAUGAUGGUCACGGGUGUAACUACCAUCUUCCUAUGCUCUGGCGUACUUGUGACGAGCACUUUGGCGACGCUGGGCGCAUUCUCCGUGACGGGUCUCGGAGGCGGCAUCUCAGUGACGACGACGCUCAUUGCCUUGGUUGCGUGUGCCGACCCGUCGGAUAUGGCUAUCGUCACAGCAUGCAGCUAUCUCUUCCGAUCUCUCGGGUCCGCGGUGGGCGUCUCUCUCAGUGCAGCGCUGGUUCAGCAGCGACUCAGAGAUCAGCUGGCGAAGAUGUUGGGGGAUGGGGAGGAGACGGAGAAGAUUGUCCGGGGAGUGCGGGAGAGCUUGGAGUAUCUUGAGAAACUGACACCGGAGGUUAGGGAGGUGGUGCGGCAGUGUUAUCAGAAGGCGGUCUCGGCUUCCUUUGGGCUUGCCGCUGUUGUCUUGUUGGCAUCGGUGCUAAGCUCCAUUUUUCUCGUGGAGAGGAAACUGAGCCGGUGAACUGGGGCGGUUAAAGGGAGAAGUGCAUUUAGAUUGUGAUAUUGUGUUGGAUAGUAAGAAAUUUUUAGAUUUGGUGAUUUUUAGAAUACCUACCUGCUCUUGGAUAUGGAUAUUGAUAUAAUAUCCUGGCAAGACCUAGCCACUAUAGAAUCAAUGCUAUUUGGAUUUU
Messenger RNA from Pseudogymnoascus destructans, 2145 nucleotides. RefSeq lists its product as uncharacterized. Gene Ontology annotation, cellular component: fungal-type vacuole membrane. Gene Ontology annotation, molecular function: basic amino acid transmembrane transporter activity. Gene Ontology annotation, biological process: transmembrane transport; basic amino acid transport. The coding region runs from base 264 to 1976 and encodes 570 amino acids. The record is from RefSeq and is a predicted model, not a curated record. The transcript is spliced from 4 exons. NCBI's taxonomy places the organism in Eukaryota, Fungi, Ascomycota, Leotiomycetes, Thelebolales, Thelebolaceae.